AUGCCCGUCUGGGCCAUCGGUCGACUUACCCACUCACUCACACAGACAUGCACGCCCAAAACAGGGGACAGGCGUCGGCUGGAGUCGCUGGCGGGCGCAGACAAAGACAGGGACAAGACAAGACGACGCCUCUGCAGGCCGACGAGGGUUCACGCGCAGAGAGGAAGGGAAUGGGGAGAGUGGAUCUAUUUUGGGGCUCAGCACGCGUGCGUUCCUGACUACAGGCUUAGCUGCCCGUUGCAAGGGCGAGUGCGGUGUCCGGGCGGUGGACACGGCGGAGGAGAGGGGGUGGGCUUUGGCCAGCACUCAGCAGAAGGGGCACGAAAAAGGACGAGAGGGCCGUGGGCGGUGGGCGCCGGGCACAUGGGGCGCGCGCGAGGCGAGGGUGGCGGUGGUGUGUGUGUGUGGUUUUGGUGCUGGCCGUGGUUGUGGGAGGAGGGGGUUGUUGCGAUGGUAGUGGUGGAGGUGGUGUUGGUGUUGGACGUGGAUGUAUGCGCUGCAGUAGGCUACGCUACGCUGCACUGCGCUGCUGCUCUGGUGCUCUGGUGCUCUGCGACGUGCGACGGAGCGAGGCCAUGGGCUGCAAAGGGCGGCAGCGCCAACGACGAGGCCAGCGCACGGCCCCAGGUACGAGGACGCGCGACGCUGCUAAAACCCCAAUUCGGCCCAGAGACGCUAUCGUGCGCAAACAGGUGUCCACCGCGGAUGCACCGCCGGCCAUGCGCGGCACAGUGA
Bipolaris victoriae FI3 is the source of this 735-nucleotide messenger RNA. RefSeq lists its product as hypothetical. The transcript has a single exon. NCBI's taxonomy places the organism in Eukaryota, Fungi, Ascomycota, Dothideomycetes, Pleosporales, Pleosporaceae. The record is from RefSeq and is a predicted model, not a curated record. Bases 1 to 735 code for a protein of 244 amino acids.